AUGAUCGACACUGAGCGUUAUUGCAGGAAAUGCGUGGAGACAAGGAUGAUGCUGGUCAGGGAACUGGACAAGCAGGAGAAGAUUCUUCUUUCUGUUCUGCCUAAACACAUUGCCUAUGAGGUGAAAGACGACAUGGAGGGCAAGGAAAAGGAUCAAAUGUUCCAUAAAAUCUAUAUUAGAAAGCACGAAAAUAUUAGUAUUCUGUUUGCUGACAUCUGCGGUUUCACGAAUCUCGCAUCAGAAUACACGGCUGAAGAAUUGGUGCUGAUGUUGAACGAACUGUUCGCACGCUUCGACGCUUUAGCCGCUCAGCACAACUGCAUGCGAAUCAAGAUCCUUGGCGAUUGCUAUUAUUGCGUAAGCGGUCUUCCUGAUGUCAAUCAUCAUCAUGCAGCCUGUACAGUGGAGAUGGGACUCGAUAUGAUCGAAACCAUCAAAUUGGUGCGUGAGAUGACUAGGGUCAAUGUGAACAUGCGAGUUGGAAUUCAUUCCGGACGAGCACAUUGCGGAGUACUAGGCUUAAAGAAGUGGCAGUUUGACGUAUGGAGUGAUGACGUGACGUUGGCGAAUCACAUGGAAAGCGGCGGACUUCCUGGGCGUGUGCAUAUCACCAGAGCGACGUUGGACUCAUUGAAUGGUGAAUACAUCGUUGAGGAAGGUCAUGGCAACGAACGAUCGAAAUAUCUGGCUGAACACCAUGUCGACACAUUUUUGGUCGUCGAGGCGAAGAACAAGCAGGCAUCCGCUCGUCCGGCUGUCAGACUGGUAAACAAUUUUCAGACUGUCAACAAAGAGCUCCGUUUAACAGGCCACGCAUCGAAGCUACAACGAGGUCAGAGUCUACGGCAAGCCGUGAAACCCACGAAACCAUUGAAAGACGACGUCGAGUCGCAUCUGAGGCAAGGCAUUCAGGCCAUCAACAAGGAGAGUUGGCGUGACACUCAUUGCCAUCGCAUCACGUUGAGAUUCAAGGAGUCGAAUGUCGAGAAAAAGGUGAUUGACCUCUACUUAUGCUUGUAUGUGUGUAUGUGUGUGUGUCUUUGUUUGUUUGUUUGUUUCGUUUGUCACUUUGAUCAUUCUCCUUAUCUACAUCGCUGCCAAAGCAUUCUUGGUAAGGAUGUGUCUAUGAGUAUUGGAAGCAUCUCUCUAUACGAGUCUCUCUCAAAGAUUCUCUUAUUCCACACCUUUAAUUCUAGAUUUGGCCUUGAUUACCAUAAAGAAAUAAACUUCGAAAUCAAUGGAAACAGUGAGUAA
Angiostrongylus costaricensis is the source of this 1254-nucleotide messenger RNA. The record is from the annotation of a GenBank genome assembly. Lineage: Eukaryota; Metazoa; Nematoda; Chromadorea; Rhabditida; Metastrongylidae.